Emiliania huxleyi CCMP1516 is the source of this 870-nucleotide messenger RNA. RefSeq lists its product as hypothetical. The transcript has 7 exons. Lineage: Eukaryota; Haptophyta; Isochrysidales; Noelaerhabdaceae. Gene Ontology annotation, cellular component: nucleus; cytoplasm. Bases 39 to 773 code for a protein of 244 amino acids. Gene Ontology annotation, biological process: negative regulation of mitotic cell cycle; negative regulation of cell population proliferation. The record is from RefSeq and is a predicted model, not a curated record.
UGAGCCGCUCGUCGGCUGCUGCUGCAAGACUGCUCCUGAUGAGACUGGAAGUCGAGGCGGCCGCGGACUGGAUCGCGUCCACGUUCAUCCCCGGCGCGGACGAGGCGGAUCUCAAGCAAGCCUUCAACGAGCAGCUGCAGGCGGUGCUCUUCGCGCGGUACGAGGGGCACUGGUACGUCGACGAGCCGCACCGCGGCUGCGCGUACCGCUCCAUCACCUGGGGCCCGCCGCUGAUCGACGCGCUGCUUCAGCGCGCAGCAGAUGCGGCUGGCGUGCGCGACGCGGCGUUCGGCAGCGCGAUGCAGCGCGGCGAGCCGUACUUUCUGCUGUGGGUCAACCCGGGCGAGGUGAAGGUGCUGCGAGGAAAGGGGCUCCCGCAGCACAUCUACCAGGAGGGGUCGCGGCAGGCCAACCCGUACGACACAGGGCUGCGGCUCAAGAUUGAGAGAACCGUCGUCAACGUCUCCCUCGACACGCCGAUCGACCUCGACGCCCAGACGAGCAGGCAGCUGGUGUCUCCGGCGGGACCGCGCGCGCGCGGCGCCAACACGCUGGCACCGGCGGGCACGGUUGUCGAGGGUUCCGUCACGCCGCCCUCGCCCUUCCACCACUCGCCGCAGCUCGCCUCCAACGGCGACGCGCGAUUCAACUACCCGCCGUCAAUGUCGCUGCCGUCAAAUUGCGCGCCGUCCGGCGCGUCGAUGCCGCCCGGGGUGGGCGCGAUGCUGCAGCCGCCGCAGCGACCGCCCGCGAGGCCGACCGCGUUUGCCUGAGGGCGCAUGGAGAGUACAUGCGGGCCACUGAGCUCUGUUUACCGUGUUCGAGCUGUGUCCGCGGCCGGAGUCUGCGAAUCUGAGUUCGUUUUCCAAG